This is a messenger RNA of Helianthus annuus (common sunflower), 1080 nucleotides long. RefSeq lists its product as uncharacterized. The transcript has 2 exons. Bases 128 to 934 code for a protein of 268 amino acids. The record is from RefSeq and is a predicted model, not a curated record. Lineage: Eukaryota; Viridiplantae; Streptophyta; Magnoliopsida; Asterales; Asteraceae.
AAGAACAAUUAUAAAAUGUAUCUUUUUGUCUUUUUGGUCGAAGUGUAUUCUAUAAGAUGCUCUAGUGCUCCUCUCUUCACCUCCCCUUUUUGCUUUCUUUGAACAUACAAAGACAGAAAGAGAACUUAUGGAAGAAAUGUCAUCUUUUUGGAGUCAUCAAGAGAGCAGUGAUGAACUAAAGCUCAAGAUUCACUACACUACACUUGAACUGGAGGCAGUAAGAGCAAAAGCAAAUGAAGAAAUGAAUAAGAACACUGAAUCAGUUAAACAAUUGUUACACCUCUUAAAACUUGUUUGUCAUGAAAGAGAUGAAGCAAGAGAUCAAAUACAGAAACUACUUAACAAGAAUAUGACUCCUAUAAACAAAUCCAUGAUCAGGGAUUGCUUUAUGAUUGAUCAACUUCAUCAACAUCAUCAAUACCCUAUAAUAAAACCCGCAACCAACUCAAGUAUAGCAGAAUCAAAUAGUCUCUCUGAUCAUGCAUAUAACCAUUGUUCGCCUGUCAAUUCACUUUUUGAUCCAGUAACAUCUCCUGAGCUCUCUAACAUCAACACAAACAAUUCUUUUGUUCAAGACUACCGCAUGUUACCCAACGAUUUUCGUGCAAUGCAUAGCCCACGAAUAAUGAAUAAUGAAACUUUGAUGCUGGAGAAUAUGAUCAAAGGAAAAGCCUUGCCACAAAAAGGAAAUUUACUAAAAUCUGUUGUGGAAGCUGGACCUCUUUUGCAAACACUAUUAGCGAAAAAUUCGUCGUCACCGCGGUAUUUUGAGAUGUCUUCCGGUGGUUUUUCUCAAAUGAUUAGUGGUGGGGGUGGUGGAAGUAUGUUGAGUUUUAAUGACAUGAAAUCUAGCAACUAUCAAGGGAGGAUGGUAGGAAGUUGUCCUAUGGCUAAUAACUUUGGCCCGGUUGAAAAGAGGCAACGGUUUCGAUAAGACAAUGAAAAAGUUUGUUUUUCUCUUUCCCUUUUUGCACUUUUUUUCUCUUUUUGUAAAGGAGUUUGAUGGGUUUUGACGAUGAUGGGUGUACAUGAUGAAUGACAAUUUUAGGGUUUUGAAUUGAAUUACAAAGUGGUUUUAUA